Messenger RNA from Prunus avium (sweet cherry), 1486 nucleotides. NCBI's taxonomy places the organism in Eukaryota, Viridiplantae, Streptophyta, Magnoliopsida, Rosales, Rosaceae. The record is from RefSeq and is a predicted model, not a curated record.
CCUAAAACGGCGUCGUAAGAAGGAGAGAGUCGCGGGUCUCUAACGUCUGGAAGAGGCAAAUAUUCACCGCGAACAGCUCCAUUUCCAAACUCAGACUCUUCAGAGAGGGAGAUUGAAGAUGACGGUUAAUGUUGGAAGAGAAAUAGUAGAUGGCGAACCGAGCCCUAAGCCCUAAAACCCAAAGCUUCAGAUUCAGAUCUACUGCGUACUACGUGAUCUCUCCUUCUCCUUCUCCUUCUAGCUAAUUGACUCUGCUACUAAAUCAGAACCAGAUCGCAUCCAAUUUCUGCAACGCCGAUCUGAUCCUACGCAGAAACCAGUGACCUCAUGGCAGGGGCAGUCUCGGCGCUGUUCCUCCUAGACAUCAAAGGCCGCGUUCUCAUCUGGCGCGACUAUCGUGGCGACGUCUCCGCCGUUCAAGCCGAGCGCUUCUUCACUAAGCUCAUCGAGAAAGAGGUUGAUCCGGAAUCCCAUGAUCCAGUUGUGCAUGAUAAUGGCGUAAGCUACUUGUUUAUACAGCAUAACAAUGUUUACUUGAUGACUGCGUCCAGGCAGAACUGCAAUGCCGCUAGUCUUCUCUUCUUUCUACACCGCAUAGUUGAUGUUUUCAAGCAUUACUUUGAAGAGUUAGAAGAGGAAUCACUUAGGGAUAAUUUUGUGGUUGUGUAUGAGUUGCUUGAUGAGAUGAUGGACUUUGGUUACCCUCAGUAUACUGAAGCCAAGAUUCUCAGUGAAUUUAUCAAGACUGAUGCUUACAGGAUGGAAGUUACACAGAGACCUCCCAUGGCUGUAACAAAUGCAGUGUCUUGGCGCAGUGAAGGGAUACGCUACAAGAAGAAUGAGGUUUUCCUGGAUGUGGUGGAGAGUGUUAACAUACUUGUCAACAGCAAUGGACAAAUCAUUAGGUCUGAUGUUGUUGGUGCGUUGAAGAUGAGAACUUAUUUGAGUGGUAUGCCAGAGUGUAAGCUGGGCUUAAAUGAUAGAGUUCUGUUGGAGGCACAAGGCCGAGCAACAAAGGGGAAGGCCAUUGAUUUGGAAGACAUCAAAUUUCAUCAGUGUGUGCGUUUGGCCCGGUUUGAAAAUGACCGGACAAUAUCCUUUGUACCACCUGAUGGAGCUUUUGAUCUCAUGACAUAUAGGCUGAGUACACAGGUUAAGCCUCUAAUUUGGGUUGAAGCUCAAAUUGAAAGGCAUUCAAAAAGUCGUAUUGAGAUUCUGGUAAAAGCCAGAAGUCAGUUCAAGGAGCGUAGCACUGCAACAAAUGUGGAGAUUGAGGUCCCUGUGUUAUCUGAUGCCACCAACCCUGAGGUUCGGACAUCAUUAGGAUCUGCAGCAUAUGCACCUGAAAGUGAUGCACUUGUCUGGAAAAUAAGAUCUUUUCCUGGUGGCAAGGUGCGGAUUCAUUUUAAAUAUCUUUGCACUCAUUUCCAAAAUUAUAUAUAGUUUAAGAAGAUUAUUAUGUUGUCCCCGUGCUGUACACUUCAUC